AUGCGCUGCCAGAAAACCCUCGACGUCAGGAGACCGAGUGGCGACCUGCGACUUUCCCCCUCGCUGACCUGCUCACCCGCCGCGCCAGCCAAGUUCAAGGAGGCGUUUACAACCCAGCGCUCAGAGGAGGAGCCCGAGGUCUCCGGGACCCACCCCCACCAACUUCCGCUCCGCCCCCUCAACUUCCGGCCUCUGGGACUAUUGCGACUCGGGAGGGAGGGGACUUUCCCGGUUUUGGGUCAGCCGGGGCCGUGUCGGCUCAGCGAUGCGGUCCGCGCCUCCCUGUGGGGUGCUGUGCGGGGUCUCUGGGCGCGCCCGGCCCGUGGCCCGGCCCGCCGGCACCGGAGCUGCGGGGGCCUGCCGGUGGAGGAGCUGUUCGCCCGCGGCGGGCCCUUGCGCACCUUCCUGGAGCGCCAGGCGGAGUCUCAGUCCCAGUUGCAGGCCCCCAGGGGGCCUGAGCUGCUGGCCGUGGCCAAACUGCUGAGCGAGAAGGAGCGGGAGCUGCGGGAGACCGAGCCCUUGCUGCACGAUGAAAAUGAAGACCUAAGGAAACUUGCAGAGAAUGAAAUAGCUUCCUGUCAAAAAGAAAUCGCUCAAUUGAAGCAUCAGAUUAUCUUACUUCUGGUUCCCUCAGAAGAAACAGAUGAAAAUGAUUUGAUCCUGGAGGUAACUGCAGGAGUUGGGGGUCAGGAGGCAAUGCUAGAAAGUAAGGAAAGUUCCAAAAACAACAGUGGAAGUGUGUCUGAUGGACAUGAACUUACAGUGGCAAAGCUGGAACAAUCCCUGUUACUGGGUUCUAAAGACAAGCAGGAGAACAGUGCCUUUGGAAAGAGUGAAUGA
Molecule: messenger RNA, 840 nt
Organism: Myotis lucifugus (little brown bat)
Lineage: Eukaryota; Metazoa; Chordata; Mammalia; Chiroptera; Vespertilionidae
Gene: MTRF1L
Product: mitochondrial translational release factor 1 like
Biological process (GO): translational termination
Source: RefSeq, a predicted model, not a curated record